Lycium ferocissimum is the source of this 2407-nucleotide messenger RNA. Its product is annotated as putative UPF0481 protein At3g02645. NCBI's taxonomy places the organism in Eukaryota, Viridiplantae, Streptophyta, Magnoliopsida, Solanales, Solanaceae. Bases 679 to 2232 code for a protein of 517 amino acids. The record is from RefSeq and is a predicted model, not a curated record. The transcript has a single exon.
UGAUAUCAAGUCUAGUAUAUUCCUAUAUCCGCAAUUUCUUCUUUUGUUCUAUAAUAGGUUAAUACUCAAAAUGCUUUUAGUGUAAGAAAUAAAAAAAAACUCAGCAUGACAUUUUGUGUUCCUUGUUCUCGAAAAUCCUGAUAUUACAUAGCCCGAAGUAUCAGCCAAUUUUCACUUAAACAUUGGAUUGAAAGAGCCACCCAGAAGUCUAAUCUCCUUUUAAAUCAAUAAGUUUCCAAAGUCUGCUUUGAUAUCAAAUUUAGUUGUUUUAACUAUCACAUCCAAGAACUUAAACAAUUAGAGAUGGGGCAUCUUUAUUUAUUUAUUGGUCACUUGGAUGAUCAAAGAUGGAGAAUCAUUGCCCUUUUUCCCUUUUUGUCAUGACUAAUUUUUCUUAGCAGGGAGGUAAAGAAUUAAAGUAAAUGCUCUUCCUCCUUAUUUAAUCCUAUAUAUUAUUUUAUUUUUCUUUACAAAAGAGAGCUGAAAAGUGUAUCUGGUUAGUAAUAAGAAUGUGCAAAAUACCUGAAUUGAGAAUGAAGCAAAAUCACCUGGCCCAAAGUAAAAGUAGAUAUUAAAAUACUAGUCCAAUGUUUCAGUUUAAGUGAAUAUAAACAUGUUCAAGAAAUUUCAAUUACUAUCAAGAUAUAGGUUCCAUAAUUUGAGGAGGUUUCAAAAAAGAUGGACAAACAAUCUGCUAAAGGAACAAUGGUUACUAGAGAAGAAGGUAGGAGCAUCGGCAAUGAAGAUUUUGCUGAUGAAUGGAGCAUUAUAAUCCAUCGAGAUUCAAACUCAAAUUCUCAUGAAAUCAGUGAAAGUGAGAGACAAUGGCUAUGUUCCUUGGAGAAGAGAAGAGGGUACAUUGGCUCAUCACAGAAGCCAAAAAUUCAAAUGGUCCCAAAAAUGCAUCGCGAGAUUGAAUCAAACAUAAGGUGUUAUGAGCCCCUUGUGGUUUCAAUCGGUCCAUUUCACCAUGGUAAAUUAAAGUUUCAGCCUAUGGAGAAGUACAAGGAGCUACUGGCAAUUCAGUUUGCUGAUCAAGAUAGUACCAAACCAAGACCUGAAGGGGUCUUACCAUGGCUUUCGACAAAUGCAGUGUCCAUUGAUGAGCUUUACAAAAAGGUCAAGAACAUUGUGCCUAAUGUCAGGGAGUGUUAUGCUGAUGCAUUGAUUAAAGAUUACAGCGAUGAGGAGUUUUCACAGAUGAUGUUCCUGGAUGGAUGCUUUAUCCUCCAAUACUUUUACUGCAUUGUCACUGGCAAUUAUAAAGAGCUGAAAAUGAAGAGCCACGAUAUAGCCUUCAUUCGUCGUGAUCUUUUCUUACUUGAAAAUCAGUUACCAUUUGAAGUCUUGCAGGUGUUAAUGAGCUGUAAGUUCAAAGAUAAUGAAGGAAUGGAGAUGAUUAAAACGUUCAUCUCGAGUGCACAUAAAAAGCCUCCUCAAGGUCACGGAUUCAUUCAAAGUAUCAAGGAUUUCUUUCUUGAUUUCUUUGAGGGAAUUCUCUUUCUUGGUAAGAUUUGUGAAGGAGAAGGGCCUUCCCUUACCAAACAAAAAAGCAUGAAAAACCCGCUUCCUGCUCAUCUCCUCGAGCUACUAAGAACACAUCACAUAGAUCCAAACGCUUUCUUAGAAGGUGGAUGCUAUCUAAGGGGUGACUGGUGCUCGUAUCGUUCUGCCAAGGAGCUGCGGAGAGCAGGAAUCCAUUUCAGGCCUGGAAAGAGUCGUCGUCUUUCAGACGUUAAGUUCAAUUCAUUUCACUGCUCAGCUCUUUUAACAAUUCCUCCAAUAACCAUAGAUGAUUCAACCAAGUCGGAGUUUUUAAACUUGGUUGCAUAUGAGGCAUGCCCUGAUACACCAGAUGACUUUGGCGUUACAUCUUAUCUUUGCUUCAUGGCUUCACUAAUUGAUCAUGCUGAAGAUGUGAAGGUAUUGAGAUCCAAAGGUAUACUUCUUAACUUUCUUGGUAGUGAUCAAGAAGUUGCAGAUCUCUUCAAUGAGAUAGCAAGAAAUUUGGUGCCUAAUCCACAUGCCUAUGUUGAUGUGAAAGACAAAAUUGAGAAACAUCACAUUAGCAAAGGGAAAAUAUGGAUUGCUGAGUGGAAGAACACUCAUUUCACUACCCCAUGGACUGUUUUUGCACUUAUUGCAGCAAUUUUUGUCAUUGGCUUGCAAGUCACUGAUACAUUUCUAGCAGGCAUCCAAACCUAUUAUCAAGUCCAUCAAAAACAAAGCUAGUAUUGAUAGGAUUCAAAACCAACCAUUUUUUUUUCCUGCAGGAAUUCUCAAGUGUCAUGUUUGUUGCAUUCAUCUUCUUUUUCUUUACCUUGUUUUAUUAUAUGUUCUCUACAGCAGUCAAAAUUUGAUUGUACUACUAUAUUUUAAAUGCCAAGUCAAUGUAAUUAAUACUCGA